Messenger RNA from Rotaria socialis, 1737 nucleotides. The record is from the annotation of a GenBank genome assembly. NCBI's taxonomy places the organism in Eukaryota, Metazoa, Rotifera, Eurotatoria, Philodinida, Philodinidae.
AUGGACGAUAGUUUUUUUAAAAUAUCUUUUCCUUCUGAUUCAGGUUUGUGUGAAAACAACGAUCUUGUUCAUUCUUCAAUUUUCCCGUCAUUGUGCUCGUCAUUGGUCCACGAUAAAAUAUCGAAUAUUAACAAUGGAUUAGAAAAUAAUUGCUUUUUUCCUGAUGACUAUAAAUGUUCCAAACUUUCAACCAUGAUUCGUUGGCAGUCCGAUGCUGAAAAUUUAAAUGCUAAUUCAAAUUCGUCUAAUCAAGAAAUGUCCAUAGCGGAAAGUUAUUUACCGGAUGACUUCUGUAUAAAGAAAACUGUUCCUUCAGCAUCAGUUCUCGAUGACUUGAUUUCACCAAUGUCACGCUUGUCGACAUCAUCAUCUGUCAUGUCGUUUAAUAGUCUUGGCAAUUACAAGGUACCUCAACAGUUACCAUCUGGGCCGGCCAUAACAAAUUCAAGUGACCAAUUAAUCGUACCAAAUGAAAGCGCAAAUAUUUUUCCUUCGGUAUCAUCAUUUCAACCUUUGCCAAAUCGUCAAACACUUUCUUCUAUUGACAAUAUACAAUUACCGAAAUCAGAUCAUGAUCUUCAACGAGUGCCACCUUCGUUCAUGUUGAUGCAACCAACAUCUUCUUAUGUGAACCGUUCAAUUCUUUGUCCGCAACCACCACCGCAAGUAGUUCAUAGUACAACUCGAUCAAAUACUAUGCCAAACUGGCGUGGUCAUCUGCCUAUGCAACAUGAGGCGGUCACCAUCGAUGAAUAUCAAAUAACAGCUAGUUUUUCUCGAAAAGUUUUUCUUGGUGGUAUUCCAGCUGAACUGAGUGAAGCUGAACUUUUGUUGGUUUUGAGAAAAUUUGGUAAAUGUAAUAUCAAAUGGCCAAAAAAUGAUGGAAACAAUCAUAAUACUCCGGGUUUGAAAAUUCUUCUUCUUUCAAAUAUGUCCGUUUACUUGAUAUUUAUUAAUUUUGAAGGUUUUUGCCAUCUGGUUUAUCGAGACGCACGUUCAGUUGGUGAACUUCUUAAGCAUUGCACACGACAACAACGUGCUACUGUCGACUAUUUUCUUCAUAUUCAUAUGUUACCUUCAUCAACAUUAGAUGACUUUUCUGCUCGUACAACUCGAUUCAAGCCAAUUCAAGUUGUUCCUUGGAAUAUGAAAGAUAAUGUAUACGCUGUUCAACAAAAGAAUGUGCGACAUCAUGAGCCAUCUUACAAAGAUUGGUCACGAACUAUUUUCGUUUCACCACUUCAUGGCAAAAUGACUGCGUUCAGUCUAGACACCAUCAUGUCCAAUGUAUUCGGAGCAGUUUCAAUAACUCAAAUUAAUACGGAUAAAUAUGGAUAUCCUACAGGUACAGGAACGGUACUGUUUUAUGACUCACAUAGUUAUAUGCGUGCAGUUGCUGCUGGUACAAUUGAUAUAAAAUGUGAUUGUUUCCAUAAAUUGCUUGAUAUUGAUCCAUUUUUACGUGAAAACGAACCAUGUGCAUUUUGUCCAUCGACUGCUGAUGCUUUUUGUCGAAAUUUUCAUUGUCUUCGUUCGUAUUGUAAACAGUGUUGGCUUGAUAUUGAUCCAUUUUUACGUGAAAACGAACCAUGUGCAUUUUGUCCAUCGACUGCUGAUGCUUUUUGUCGAAAUUUUCAUUGUCUUCGUUCGUAUUGUAAACAGUGUUGGGUACAAAAACAUGGCCCAAAAUCGCUUGCUGGUCAUCAACCCGUAACAAGAAGAGAGCAAAUAUUCUAA